Messenger RNA from Manihot esculenta (cassava), 1622 nucleotides. RefSeq names its product methionine gamma-lyase. Gene Ontology annotation, molecular function: carbon-sulfur lyase activity; pyridoxal phosphate binding. The coding region runs from base 136 to 1518 and encodes 460 amino acids. The record is from RefSeq and is a predicted model, not a curated record. Gene Ontology annotation, cellular component: cytoplasm. Lineage: Eukaryota; Viridiplantae; Streptophyta; Magnoliopsida; Malpighiales; Euphorbiaceae. Gene Ontology annotation, biological process: transsulfuration. The transcript has 3 exons.
CCAGGUUGAGCCCCACCCAAUCCCAAUCGCCAUCUCCAUCUCCAUCUCCUUCCUUUAUUUUACGUUUCUUUCUCAUCAUUUGCUAUUCCUUUCUCUUUUAUCAUUACAUAAUCACAAUCUUGUUUGUACUUUGCUAUGGCUGACAGCAAAUCCCAUGCUUUUCUUUUAACUGGGAAGAAGAGACCCAGCCAGGAUGACUUUGAGGGGGACGACAUUUUUCUUGCCAAGAAAUCUUCGCACUUGUCUUCUGACGUCCCCUACAGUGAUGAUCCCCUUGCUGCAUUAGCAGCCACACGCCAUGAGUUCGGUGAACAUGGAGGCGUUAACAUGUCUAUCGAGGCCUCCGCCACCUUCACUGUCAUGGAGCCUGAGACUAUGGGCCGCAUGUUCUCUGGCGAGCUCGGCCCUGAUCGGGAUUUCUUCAUCUAUAGUCGUCACUUUAACCCCACUGUUUUGAAUCUUGGCCGCCAGAUGGCUGCUCUCGAAGGAACAGAGGCCGCUUAUUGCACUGCUAGUGGUAUGUCUGCCAUAUCUUCGGUGUUAUUACAACUUUGCAGCAAUGGAGGACACGUGGUUGCUCCGAGGAAUCUAUAUGGUGGGACUCACGCACUAUUGAGCCAUUUCUUACCAAGGACAUGCAACAUAACGACAACGUUCGUUGAAAUUGGAGAUAUAGAUAUGGUGAAAAAUGCCAUAAUUGAAGGCAAGACCAAGGUGUUAUACUUUGAGUCCAUGUCGAACCCUACUCUCAUCGUAGCUAACAUACCUGAACUCAGCAGAAUAGCCCAUAAAAAAGGUGUCGUGGUGGUUGUGGACAACACAUUUGCACCCGUGGUUCUGUCUCCAGCACGUUUAGGGGCUGAUGUGGUUGUGCAUAGUAUUUCCAAGUUUAUCAGUGGUGGAGCUGAUAUAAUUGCAGGUGCUGUUUGUGGGCCGGCCAACCUUGUGAACUCUAUGAUGGACCUUCAUCAAGGGACUUUGAUGCUUCUUGGACCUACAAUGAAUGCCAAGGUGGCUUUUGAGUUAUCAGGGAGGAUUCCUCAUUUGGGUCUCAGAAUGAAGGAACAUUGCCACCGAGCAAUGGAAUUUGCAACCAGAAUGAAGAAACUAGGCCUCAAAGUCAUAUAUCCAGGUCUUGAAGAGCACCCGCAGCAUGAGCUCCUGAAAUCUAUGGCUAAUAAGGAAUAUGGGUUUGGUGCACUUCUCUGCCUUGACAUGGAGAAGGAGGAAAGGGCUAACAAGUUGAUGCACCACCUGCAGAACUUCACCCAAUUUGGAUUCAUGGCAGUGAGCUUGGGUUAUUAUGAGACUUUAAUGUCAGUCUCUGGUAGUAGUACCAGUAGCGAAAUGAGUGCAAAAGAAAAAGAGUUAGCAGGAAUCUCACCUGGCCUCAUCAGGAUGUCUGUUGGGUACAUAGGUAAUUUGGAGCAGAAAUGGAGCCAGUUUGAGAAGGCACUUUCAAGAAUGCAAGACUCGAUCUUCACCAACAAGAAUUCAGUAUCUUCUAUUUUGAAAUAGCCUUCCCUAAUCCUGCAUUCUACAAUUAUAAAUCAAUGAUCUUUGUUAAAUAUGCAUGUACGGUGUCAAACUUGGAAUAAUUAAAACAUGAUGUAUUUAGAAAA